AUGCGUGAGGGAAACCCCAGCAUCGUCACGUUUUUCGCCGUGAUUGACUAUUGCCCCGGGAUUACAGGCGCCCAGUGUCUAGGCGGUUUUGACGUGUCCGAAUUCCUUUUUCCCAACAUCACCGAGUCCAUCAUAGAAGUGUCGUACACCGAAAUCUCAUGGAAGUCAUUGGGCAGCGCUGUUGGGCAUUUUGACAUUGCAUCAGAUUCUCGAACCAGAUGCCUGAGCUGGCCCUGCCAAGACGAAUUUGCUCCAUCGUCGUUCUCGCAGAUGGCAAUCUUCGGGCUCGUUUAUUCUGUCCAGUCACCGCCAAGAAAGCGCCUCUGCGCAUACCAUCCAUCUUUGCCAUGCAUUGAUCAAACGCACGCACACAUCGGUUCGCUUUCCAUUACAGAGAAGAGACGAUUCCUUGACCAGGACCCCGAUUCCCCGUCUCUCCCGCGAGGUCUCUCAACCUUUUGCUCCUUGUCUCUGUUCUCGCUGCUCACCGGACGUCGCGGCUCGACAUCCAUCCAUGUCCGUCACGCCCGACAGAAGGUCCCCGUCAAUCUUAAGUUCUCAAUCCCCGAUGCAUUAACCGUCUGGUAUACAAUGCGUUACGAUGCCACACUACGAGGACGAGCAGACUUUUUCAGGCUCGCUCGCCACGCUGCCCUCUUGCUACGGUCAGGUACCCAAACGACAAGCUCGCAAAGUCAGGCGCCCCAUCCAUCAACUGUAGAUAGAAGCUUCGAAAAAGACAAGAUGAGACACGUCCUGAGAAAAGUGCGAGAACGGUUUGGAUUUAUUGGGUUGAAGUUCAGAAAAAGGGACGAUGGAUUUGCCUUGCUUGUUUUAGGCCUCCUCCUCCUUCUCCCUCAUUUCUGA
This is a messenger RNA of Colletotrichum lupini, 867 nucleotides long. RefSeq lists its product as uncharacterized. Lineage: Eukaryota; Fungi; Ascomycota; Sordariomycetes; Glomerellales; Glomerellaceae. The transcript is spliced from 5 exons. The record is from RefSeq and is a predicted model, not a curated record. Bases 1 to 867 code for a protein of 288 amino acids.